AUGGCAGACUACUACAUUCAUUCAGAUCUUGGUACUUCGUUCCAUUCUCGAGAACUUAAGGACUAUUUAACGAAACGGGGAAUUGCAACAAGUAAAACAAGGCCGUACCAUCCAAUUGGCAAUGGUCAAGUCGAGAAAUACAAUGGUAUCAUUUGGAAGGCUGUUCAUCUUGCUCUAAGGUCAGCUAAUCUCCCAGAUUCAAGAUGGGAAUUUGUGCUAGCUGAUGCCCUUCACUCAAUUAGGUCGCUUCUCUGUACGUCAACAAAUGCAACUCCCUAUGAAAGGUUUUUCAACUUUCAUUGUCGUUCAUCGCAUGGUGUUUCACUCCCUUCGUGGAUGCAACGAGGACCUGUAAUGCUACGUCGGUUUGUUCGAACGAGUAAGAACAACCCACUUGUGGAUGAAGCGGAGUUAAUGGAUGUUAACCCUACCUACGCAC
This is a messenger RNA of Dendronephthya gigantea, 439 nucleotides long. RefSeq lists its product as uncharacterized. The record is from RefSeq and is a predicted model, not a curated record. The annotation marks the transcript as partial. Lineage: Eukaryota; Metazoa; Cnidaria; Anthozoa; Malacalcyonacea; Nephtheidae. The transcript has a single exon. Gene Ontology annotation, molecular function: nucleic acid binding. Gene Ontology annotation, biological process: DNA integration.